AACUGCAUUCAUCAGUUUUUUCCAUCUCACUGUUGAAGCAGUGGCUCUCAACUUUCAGGAAUAACGGGAACGCGUCUGGGCACAAUUCUGACCUGCAAUCAGCCAGCGUGAUGGGUCUGUUCAAGUUUAUAUGUGCGAUUGUCACUAGAGCGUUAUUUAUCCUCGUCUCUCUGACCGGGGUCUUGAGAGUGACAAAUGUGAAGAAAGACCUAAAUUACUGGUUCCUGACUUUUCUCCUUCUGCCGCUUAUCGUUGAAAUGAUAAUAACACUGAAGAGCCGAAAGGGACAAGAUUACAAAUGGUUUUCUCCUCCUAUCUUUCUGUUUCUCAUCAGUAUCAUUCCCUCCAUUUGGAUCCUGGAGCUCCACCACCAGCAGGACAAUUCCAGCGAUCCUCAGUGCAAAAAGCUUGACUCUUGGGAGAAUUUGCGCAGAUUGAUGACUCACAACGAGACCCAGAGAAACACCUCAUACCAGGACUACCUGAAGGCGUUAUCAGAUGUCUGUUCCAACGAAUGGAUCCUGGCUCUUCAUCAGAUCCUGCUCAUCCUCCUCAUCGUGGGAAAGUGGCUUCUCCCCCUGGGAGGCGGAGUCACGCGCGACGAGCUCUCGCAGCUUCUCCUUAUUUUCGUUGGCACUGCCGCAGACAUCCUUGAAUUUACCAGUGAGACGCUUUCAGAUGUCAAAGAGAAUAGCCCUGAGCUGGUCUACAUCAUCUUAGCUGUAUGGACUUGGAGCACAUUACAGUUCCCUCUACAUCUGGCCGUGGUGAACUCCAAGCCAGAGAGUGAUGGUGAGCAGGGGGUCGAGAAGGUGUCCCUCCUGGCUAAACACAGCACGGACAUUUGGGGCAUCGUGGAGGCCUUGUUUAUCCAGGACGGGCCUUUCCUGGUUGUCAGGCUCAUCGUCAUGAUCUACUUCGAGGUCUUCCACCAGAUGCUGGUUUUCUUCGCCAUCAAGAACUUCCUGGUGGUCAUACUGAACUUGUACAGGUUGAUUGUUAUAUGCCAGGACUUCAGACCCUCCAGCAGAAGAAAUGGCAGGGGCAGCGCUGUCCCAUGUGUUGUGUGUUAUUAGUGAGCUCACAGGGAAUCAGGGAAUCAGGGGGAUGGAGAGAUGUUACACUCAAUUUUUACAGUUACAGUAAAAGAGAUUGCUAAAAGCUACAAUUGGAGUAGGAAAAGAAGGAAACAUUUGCUUUCUGUUUUCUUCUCACAGUGUACUUAACUUUGUGGAAUUUGUUUUGAGUAAUUAUUGGAAAAACUUUGAGCAAACAUUUUCUUCUUGCAAGUUGCCAAGUUCAUUUACCACUCUCAUUUUGCUUAUACUUAACCCCAUUCACAUUUCAGUCCAUAUGGAGUUCUCAUCAGCCACCUCUACAACCUGGUUUUAAUCAGGUAUAAAGAGGCCUUAUGGUUGGUUUGACUGAAUAACUGAUAUGACAUUCAUACACAAGACAUCAGGUAAGAUGAGCAGACCAGGAAAAAAUCCUCAUAUGAUCACAUUUAAACGCCAUAAUGCACAAGACUGAGCACGUCAGCUCAAGAAAACUAAUUAUUGUCAACACAGCACCUACAGUAAGUGAAGCCAGGCUACUGCUUCGUUAAGGAUUGGACAGAUUUCUAACCGGGUGAUGCCUGGCAUCUCGUGGAGCGGCAGUGAGGAUAUGGAGAACAGGAAGAGAGCAAAGCAGAGAGAUAUACUAGAUGGCGCAACUGCUCUGGAGUGUCGACAGAAGCUGAGAUCAAAGGGGGUGCAGUUUUCCUGUUUUAACCCAGAUGAGAAAUUAAAGCUGGCUCUAAUAACAUCCUAUCCUAUGAUAGUAGGUACAAUAAAUUAAUAAGGUGGAUCAUGACUUAUGAUUAUUUGUGGCAUUUGAAUGGGAAAUACAUCAUGAAGGGAAGUAGCUUCCAAAUCAGUUUCUAUCCAAAAUGUUAUAGCUGUUAUUUUGUCUCUCUUGGAAAAGCUGCCUUUAAAAAAGGAGGGACAUGCUAUUCACAGUUUAAAAAAUAUUUGUUUUUGUUAUCUCAAAGUGAUUCUGUCCUUACGGUUACUGUUGGUAAGCUUUGGCUGAUGGUUGUAACUCUUUGACAUGCUAUAAAUGAGUUUGCAUUUGUGCUAUAUCUUUAAAAAAUAGAGACUGAAGACAUACAACAUUGCACUCAUGUGAUCAACAUGAGAUUUGAGGUUUGUGUUUGUGUGUGUGUGUGUGUGUGUGUGUGUGUGUGUGUGUGUGUGCGUGUGUGUGUGCAUGUGUGCUUGGCUUUUACUUUAAAACCAUACAUUUUUUAGGGCUUUAUAAUACCAAAGAAACAUUAUUAUCACUCCUUGGUUCAUGUGAAAAUGUUUUGACGACAACCUCAGCACAAACUGUGUAUUUCAACUUGCCAAGGAGAAAAAAAUGUGUUGUUAUUGUUAUUGCUGUGUUAUCUUAUUUGUUUUUUUACCCCAAAUGCCCCAGACAUGAUUAUUUCAUUAUUUCUGGGGCUGUCCAAGUGUUAUUUUACCAUAUCAUUUUUACCAUAUCAUGUAAUCAUUGUUAUAUGUUAGUGAUGCUUGGCCUGACACUGUCCAAAUAAAACAAUCCAUACUUU
Molecule: messenger RNA, 2593 nt
Organism: Micropterus dolomieu (smallmouth bass)
Lineage: Eukaryota; Metazoa; Chordata; Actinopteri; Centrarchiformes; Centrarchidae
Product: transmembrane protein 26-like
Exons: 6
Coding region: 111-1076 (321 amino acids)
Source: RefSeq, a predicted model, not a curated record